GUCUGUUGCGGUUGCCCACAAAGGCUUGGCAUCCCAGCCCUGCUUUUCAUAAGCAUGUGAUCGCAGGGAGCUCAGUCCAUCUUGCAGUCUUGAUUUUUGAAUGUGUAAAUGAGUAAAAUGGAAGAUACCUAGGUCAUAAGUUUCUUAAGAGGAGCACUUAAAUAUCACCAGAGGAGUCUAGAUAAUGUUACCCAGUCAGUUAAAUACUUCACUUCACUGCAAAUAAUAAUAGUAAUUAGUAAUGAAGCUAGCUAACAUCCUGAGUGGUGGAAAUGGACCCAAACAAACUCCACACCUGUGGAAAAUAUAGGUUUUGUAUAAAAUAGUUUUUCCAGCAGAGAGUAACAAGGAGGAAACAACAUGCAAAUUUUUCUUUCUAGAUAAUUUUACUUCCUUCUUUUCAUUUCAGCAAAUAUUUAUAGCUGGAGUUAAAAGCUUAGGUUCUGAAACCAUAUUUCUACCCAAAGAAAGGAAACCGACACCCCAAGCUUCUCUAAUCCAUCAGAAGUUGCUAUCAAUACCAGGCCAGUUCUGACUUUUGCUGAGCAACCUUGGGCGAUUUUGUGUAACCUCUGCCUGCCUGCGUUGAUUUCUCUGCAGGUGGAGGUAACCAAAGAGUGGGUUGUGAGAGACUCAAACAGUUCAUUCAGCAAGGUCAGUGUUCCUUGAAUGCCCACUGGAAAAAGGCGGAAGUGGAUGGGCAAGUGAGGGCACACCACGGGAAGACGCUAAGAUCACAAGACUCAGGGAACAGUUGGGAUGUGGAGGGAGGAGCUUGUGUUUGAGAAGAGCUGCAGUACUGGGCCAGUUAUCUGCAAUAGCAGACCAAGCAUUUAGGAGCAGUGCCCUUGGAGGAAGGGGAGGCCAAUCAAGGAGUAGAUCUUAAGAAACAGAUCCCGUGUUUGCUCCUGAUUUCUCUCCUCUCUCCCUCUCCUUCUCCCCACCCCCCCGUCUCUCUCUCUCUCUCUCUCUCUCUCUCUCUCUCUCUCUCUCUCUCUCUCUCUCUCUCUCUCACACACACACACACACACACACACAGAUUGGGGGUGGGGUGAGAUUUGUGGAAAAUGAAAAAAAUAUUAGCCACGCAAACUAAGCAAAAACAGCAGUGAAAGUGAACACUGCUCAACUUCUGAGAACGCUGAAAAAUCCUAAAGUAUAUUUUCAAUAUACAUGUGUAUCUAUCUACCUUACAUAUAUAACAAUGGAGUGUAUAACCAAUAUAUUAUAUUCUAUAUGACAUACAAUUAACAUUAACAUACAGUUUGCUAUAUAAAUAUACAAUUAACAUUAACAUACAGUUUGCUAUAUAACAUAGAUGCACAUGUCUUGCCUAACAUCUAUCAGACCCUGGGUAGGAUCCCCAGUGCCCACCCUCAAAAAAGUGGAAAUAAAUAACAGUUGUUGGGCUGAGCUACAUUCAGGAUUUCAGGUUAAGGAUUUUAAUGUUUCAAGAAGAGUGGAAACAGCCAUUUUAUGAAAAGUAAGAACGACUUGACCCAGCUUUUUGGAUGGAAUUCAUUUUCACAGGCCAUAUAUUUCCAUCCAGAAUUGAAGUUCUGAACACACAUACAGCAGGCUGCCGUCCUUCCAGGCCACAACCAAUAUUUACCUGGAGGAAGACUGUCCAAAGGUCAGGAGGGAAUUGUCUCAGGAAUUGUCACGAUUUGCAAGAAAUUAGGAGGGUGGGCGCUAACCUUAGGACUAGUGACUGAAAAUGCAGACUGCAGGGUUAGUCCACUCUGGAGAGAUAGCUUGAGGAUGUAGAGAACUCCCGCGCGACUUGGCUGUUGGCUUUCCCCAGAAGCAGCAAUUCCCAGACCCAGCUUGUGCAAAAGAGGGAGCUAAGAGGCACCGCGCAGGGCAUCAUGGUUCGCCUGUUGGCCUCAGAAGUUCAGCAGCUUCUCCACAACAAGUAUGUGGUCGUCCUUGGGGACUCUGUACAUAGGGCGGUGUACAAGGACCUGGUGCUCCUGCUGCAGAAGGAUUGCCUGCUCAGUCACAAGCAGCUCAGAACCAAAGGGGAGCUGACAUUUGAAAAGGAUCAGCUGAUGAAGGGAGGUGAGCUGGACACCCUACACAACCGCACUGACUACCGCGAGGUGCGCGAGUUCUGCUCUGACCAUCAUCUAGUGCGCUUCUACUUCCUCACGCGCGUCUAUUCUGAGUACAUGGAGAGCGUCCUAGAGGAGUUGCAGUCGGGCACGCAUGCCCCUGAUGUGAUCAUUAUGAACUCUUGCCUCUGGGACGUCUCCAGGUAUGGGCGUAAUUCCUUAAGUAGCUACAAGCAGAACCUGGAGAACCUGUUUGGGCGCAUGGACCAGGUACUGCCCAAGUCAUGCCUGCUAGUGUGGAACACUGCCAUGCCUUUGGGUGACAAGAUCAAGGCGGCCUUCCUCCCUCAAAAGUGUAAGGGCCAGUACCGGAUCUCGGUGGCCACCCUGAAAAAAAGAGUGAGCCAAGCCAAUUUCUACAGCCAUGCGGAAGCAACAAAGCGCUGCUUCGAUGUGCUGGACUUAAAUUUCCACUUCCGUCAGGCCAAGAGGCAUCUGCAGGGAGAUGGGGUGCACUGGAAUGAGCAUGCACACCGCCGACUCUCCUACCUGCUGCUUGCCCACAUGGCUGAUGCUUGGGGGGUAGAUCUGCCCCACCGAGACCCAUGGGAGCCUGGUCCUAUGAUGUGGGAAAGUCCAAGUCAGGUAGAAGAAUGGCAGCCCCAGGUCAAUAGAGGUCCCCAGGCCUUUGCCUUGUCUCCACCCAUGCCUAUUCCCAGGCCACGCCCACUGUUCCCACCCCCUGGCUUGCCAGUAAGGCCCCCACCCCUCCUAGCAUGUUCCCUACCCCCACCUCAGGCGACACCCCCAUUACCACACUAUCCACAAGAUUCCUAUUUUUCCUCAGACCAUGUUUUCCAGUCAGAUGAAUUCUAUAUUCAUUCAGAUGACCCCUCACCUACCCACGCAGGAUAUACCUUUGAGGGUGACUUUAGUUUUUAUCCCCAACCACCCGUGCCCAACUUCCGCCCACCCUGUUACCAGCGCCAGGCCCCUGUGGUACAUAGGGGUUUCCCAAGGCAUCUUGCUCGCCGCCCCUAUAUGCCCUGGAGAGAGAGGCCCAGGCGACCACAAAGACAUGCCCCAGCCUGCCUAGAGUCAAGGCCUCAGUAGUCUGACUUAAACCCCUUUACCUCUAUGUGGGGCUAUGUGAUGUUGACUUUCCCUUUCAUGCCUCGGUCUCCACACACUGACCUUGCUACUUAAGCCCAGCUAGUCCCAUCUUGGAUGUCUCUGUGUUCACUGCUGUUAGAGACCAGGAAUAGCACACUGGCCCACUCCUGUUGCCUGAGGAGGUCUCUUCUCCCUGAGUGACCAAGCAAGCAUUCUUACUACCUCCCCCCAUCGCUAUU
Messenger RNA from Arvicola amphibius (Eurasian water vole), 3406 nucleotides. RefSeq names its product PC-esterase domain containing 1B (gene Pced1b). The transcript is spliced from 3 exons. The record is from RefSeq and is a predicted model, not a curated record. NCBI's taxonomy places the organism in Eukaryota, Metazoa, Chordata, Mammalia, Rodentia, Cricetidae. The coding region runs from base 1869 to 3167 and encodes 432 amino acids.